Bipolaris oryzae ATCC 44560 is the source of this 633-nucleotide messenger RNA. RefSeq lists its product as uncharacterized. The record is from RefSeq and is a predicted model, not a curated record. Bases 1 to 633 code for a protein of 210 amino acids. NCBI's taxonomy places the organism in Eukaryota, Fungi, Ascomycota, Dothideomycetes, Pleosporales, Pleosporaceae. The transcript has a single exon.
AUGACCCAAAAUUCAAAAAGAGUGCUUACAGCAUCUACGUAUCAGCAACUCGCUCCACCUGCAUGCUACGACACUAGACCUUACCCACCAAAUAUGUCACACGAAAUGCAAAUAUCACAACUCAGGCAUGCCCCGCAACAACUGAUGACCGGUCGUCCUACUGAUAUCAGGAUGGGUGCGCAAAUCACAAUGAGGGACGAUAAGACUAUCAGCAAAACAUGGCAUGACGAGUGGGAGACUGAGCCCAGACCAUUCGGUCCUAGAAGACCGUUGGCGCUGCUCAACCAGCCUGUGCAAAUCAAUCUUCGAACACAUCCUCGCAACGCCAAACGUGUUUACCUCAACCACUGGGAUCGCCAACACGAACCGAACGGCACCUUUGCACAACGGCUGGUGAUAGAAAAGCAGCAGGUCAGGAUGGACAGGCGCACUCAGAUAAUAAGGGCUGAGCAUCAAGAUGAAAGGCGCAGAAAAGUGAAGCAAGCGGCAAUGAACGCGGACGUGAUCGACCUUACCGGAGAUGGCACAACAGAUGAAAAGAGCUCAUGGAGACAUGACUCUGUCGGACAUGUAGGAUUUUCUGGUUCCUCUGGAGAGAUGAUUCACGCCUGGGAUUAUUCAUGGCAGCUAUAG